Impatiens glandulifera is the source of this 2208-nucleotide messenger RNA. RefSeq names its product MICOS complex subunit MIC60. The record is from RefSeq and is a predicted model, not a curated record. The coding region runs from base 119 to 1996 and encodes 625 amino acids. Lineage: Eukaryota; Viridiplantae; Streptophyta; Magnoliopsida; Ericales; Balsaminaceae. Gene Ontology annotation, cellular component: MICOS complex. The transcript is spliced from 13 exons. Gene Ontology annotation, biological process: cristae formation.
GUUUUCCGGCAUAAACAUACGGUACCGAUCAUUUCAGGCAUAAGUAUUAACAGUGGAUCUCUCUCUAUCUCAUUUAACCCUAGUUGAAACUGCAAGAAUCCAUCAAGACAAGACGACGAUGUAUCGUCCUAUCGUUUUUCGCAGGACAAUGUUAGAGCUAUCAGCACGGAGACCAGUUAGAAGGAUCCCAUGUGGAAUUACAAGUCAGGAGUCUUUAUAUCUUUCCUUUCGGAAGCAAUAUUCAGUGGGGCCUGAGACAAAUGCGCCUCAAGGAUCGAAAUCCGGAAGUUUUCUCCCAAAGCUCGUUGUUGCAGGUGUUGCAUUAGGUGCUGCUGGUUUUGGUGCUUAUCAACUAUAUCAAACAACUAUUGAGGAUGGUGAAAGUUUCCCGGCUGCUAAAGUUGUUGUUGACUUGUCUAACGUGAAUAAGUAUCCACGGGAAGAGAAAAACAUAAAUGAGAAAGGAGGAGAAUCUGCAUCUCAGGUUAAUGAUAAAGAUCAACCGACACCUGAAGAAAACUCAGAAAGAGAAGAAGAUAGGGAGUUAUUAAGUGAUUCUCAAAGCAAUUUGAUAUCUCAAAAUGAAGCUGUUAUCUCAAAUACAACACCUGAUGCAAGCCUUGGCAUGAAAGGUCAAGAGGGAAAAAAUAUCCUGGAGCAGAAUGAGACAUCUGAUGCCAUGACAAUACUUGCUCAGGAUAAAGAAGUUGAAGAAGAAAAAGAGGUGAAGUCAAUACUAAUUGUGGAGCAAGCUGCUAAAGACACACCCGUGGAUAAAGAAGUUGAAGAAGAAAAAGAGAUGAAGUCAAUACUAAUUGUGGAGCAAGCCGCGAAAGACACACCCGUGGAUGCUGUUUUUGUUGGCGAGGGAAAACCAAAUACUCUCCUUGAUGUAUAUCACCUGCCAGAUAGAGAUGAGGUGCCCAUCUCAACCCAAUCAAACCAAUAUAAGGAUUUCCUUGGUGCAAAUAAAGAAUCUACUGAUGUCUAUGUGUCAAAGGAUGGAAAACUUGUUCUUGAUUUCCUACAAGCCAUUCACACAGCUGAAAAAAGACAAGAAGAGAUGGAUGCUCAUAUUUUUGCCGAGGAAAAGAGAAAAAUGAAGGAGAAAUAUGAGAAGGAACUGAAGGAUGCACGGGUCAGGGAGCUUAUGUAUGCUGAAGAUGCAGCCAUUCUAGAUAAGGAACUGAAGAAAGAAAGAGUCAAAGCUGUUUCUUCUCUCAAGUCACUUCAAGAAACAUUAAACAAUAAACUAAGGACUGAGCUUGAGCAGAAGGAAGCUGAAGCUGAAUCAAACCUGAAGCAAGUCCAGGAUCUAGCAAAGGCAGAAUUGACAUCUGCACUUGCUUGUGAGAAAUCAUCCCAGAUAGAAAAAAUGUCAGAAGCAAAUCUUCAUAUCAAUGCUCUGUGCCAAGCAUUCUAUGCACGAUCUGAAGAGGCGCGCCAAAGUCAUUCCAUUCAAAAGCUUGCUUUGGGAACACUUGCUUUAGAAGAUGCAUUAUCUAAAGGGUUACCAAUUCAGAAAGAAAUAGAAGCAUUGCACAUUUAUCUUAAGGAUAUGGAUAAGGAACCUCUUUUAGAUUUGGCUCUCUCAUCCCUGCCUUCAGAAACUCAGAACUAUGGCACAGAUACUCUCUUGCAACUAAGACACAAGUUCGAGGCAAUGAAAAAGACAGUGAGACACUUCAGCUUCAUCCCACCUGGUGGAGGUGGCGGCAUAAUCACACAUUCUUUGGCACAUAUUGCAUCCUGGUUGAAGGUUAAGGAAGUUAUUGAUGAGUCUGGGGAUGGAAUUGAAUCUGUUAUAAAUAGAGUGGAGAGCUUCCUGGAAGAUGGAAGACUGCCCGAAGCAGCAGAUGCUCUUGAGAAUUGCGUUAAAGGUACAGAAGCUGAAGAUGUUGUGAAUGACUGGGUUAAACGUGCGAGAAAUAGGGCUAUCACUGAGCAAGCUUUAACUCUACUUCAGGCAUAUGCUACUUCAGUUAGCCUUACAUAAGCAACCGCCCCUGGGGCUAUUUUUUGCAUAUACUCUGUUGUGCUCAUCAAUAAACCAACUUUGCCCUUAAAUUUUUAUUGUUUUUUGCCAACCAGAUGACAAUUUUGUAUAAAUAAUAGUUUUUUGGCAAUUCAAACAAUUUGUCAAAUGUUUCUUGGUUGAAACUCUGUUCGAUUUCUAUAGAGAAAAAAAAAAAACUGUGGUUUCUGUGG